This is a messenger RNA of Tarenaya hassleriana, 1030 nucleotides long. RefSeq lists its product as uncharacterized. The transcript has 2 exons. Bases 279 to 770 code for a protein of 163 amino acids. The record is from RefSeq and is a predicted model, not a curated record. NCBI's taxonomy places the organism in Eukaryota, Viridiplantae, Streptophyta, Magnoliopsida, Brassicales, Cleomaceae.
CUCUAAACACUUCUCUCUCUUUUCUCUCUUUGAUAUUUCCUUAUAAAGUUCUAAGCAUAAAUGCUAUGAAUCUUCAAUAUUCUCUCGUUUUUCUUUCUUUAUGCACUAAAGAAAAGAAGAUAAGAAGCUUGUGAAUGAAAAUAUAAUACAAGCUUCGUAACAUGGUAUCAGAGCUAAUUACGGUUCAAGGGACGAUGCUAUACUAAUACAAGCACAAGGAAGAGCACUAGAUUGAAGCACAAGACGCACCACGAAGCACUACUUGCACGAAGAGCACUAUGGCGGUAAACAUCCAAAACAUUCAACCCGUUUCUAUUUUCGAUGGCCAAAAUUAUGAGUUAUGGGCCACGAGGAUGAAGACGACGUUGAUGCUGAGAGAGUUAUGGGACAUCGUUGAAAAAGGUGUUCCACCACAAACAUCGGAGACCACAGAAACACCGACGAAAAAUCAAGAGACAGAUCUCACAAAAUGGAGGAAGAUCAAGAUGAAGGAUAUGCCAGCCCUCCAACUCCUACAACAUUCCAUCACAGAUUCCGUCUUCCGAAAGGUGAUAACGGCCACGACAUCAAAUGAGGUGUGGAGCAAGCUGCAAGAAGCAUAUCAAGCGUUGAUGGAGAAGACGAAAGAUUUGAGAAGCAUAAAUGUCACAGAUCUGGUUGGAUCUUUGAUCACACAUGAAUCAAAGUUUCUACCGGAUGAAGAAGGAAAUUCAGAAGGAGCUUUUCCACCUCGAUCGAAAAAUCACAAAGGAGGUAACAAAGGUCUCUAGAAGUCUAAUCCGAAAGGGAAGAAAUGAUGUGGUUAUUGUAAGAAAGAUAAUCACACCGAGGAGGAGUGCUACUUCAAAAUCAAGAAGGGCAAACAAGACCAACAAGUGAGAAGUCGAAAGAAUGUUAUACCUAUGGAAAGACAAGACAUUUGGCUCGAGACUGUAGAAUGAACCAAAGUCGCAACGCUCAAGUCACACAAACGGAGGGCAUGAAUUGUAAUACCCCGGAUCUCGAAGUAAAUAUUUAAUUAUUUUCAAGA